AUGGCGAAGAGAUUUGGGUUGAUGGAUGACCCCAUUGUUAUCGAGAAGGACCUUCCCAAAGCUACAGAGCUGUCAGCAUGUUUUUUGUUUCCAGAUAAGGAGAACCAGUCCGUCCUGAUUACCGGAGAAUCCGGUGCAGGAAAGACUGUCAACACCAAGCGUGUCAUCCAGUACUUCGCCACCAUCGCAGUUUCUGGUGUCAAGAAGGAAGUAGACCCCAGCAAAAUGAAGGGGUCUCUUGAGGAUCAGAUCAUUGCAGCUAACCCUCUGCUGGAGUCUUACGGUAAUGCCAAGACAGUGAGGAACGACAACUCGUCGCGCUUUGUAAGUAUGAAGGGCAUACUGUGGAAGUGA
Messenger RNA from Salvelinus sp. IW2-2015, 354 nucleotides. Its product is annotated as myosin-2-like. Bases 1 to 354 code for a protein of 117 amino acids. Gene Ontology annotation, biological process: vesicle transport along actin filament; actin filament organization. NCBI's taxonomy places the organism in Eukaryota, Metazoa, Chordata, Actinopteri, Salmoniformes, Salmonidae. Gene Ontology annotation, cellular component: cytoplasm; myosin complex; actin cytoskeleton. The record is from RefSeq and is a predicted model, not a curated record. Gene Ontology annotation, molecular function: actin filament binding; ATP binding; microfilament motor activity. The transcript has 4 exons.